This is a messenger RNA of Coffea eugenioides, 1653 nucleotides long. RefSeq names its product putative threonine aspartase. The transcript is spliced from 11 exons. Gene Ontology annotation, biological process: protein maturation. Lineage: Eukaryota; Viridiplantae; Streptophyta; Magnoliopsida; Gentianales; Rubiaceae. Gene Ontology annotation, molecular function: threonine-type endopeptidase activity. Bases 43 to 1311 code for a protein of 422 amino acids. The record is from RefSeq and is a predicted model, not a curated record.
UUUGGCAAGAAGUUUUAUAAUUUCGAGUAGUAGGAGUGUGGAAUGAGAGCAAUGGCCGGCGACGCGGCUGAUCAGAGCCAUAGAUUCUUCGUCGCCGUUCACGUUGGUGCCGGAUACCACUCGCCGUCGAACGAGAAAGCGCUUCGUUCCGCCAUGAAGCGCGCCUGCCUCGCAGCCUCUUCUCUUCUCCGCAAGGGUACUGGCCGAUGUAUUGAUGCUGUUGUUGCUGCAAUUCAAGUUUUGGAGGAUGAUCCUUGCACCAAUGCCGGGAGAGGCUCAAAUUUGACUGUGGAUGGACAUGUAGAAUCUGAUGCCAGUAUCAUGGAUGGUGAUUCUGGAGCAUUUGGUGCUGUUGGAGCAGUGCCAGGUGUUAGAAAUGCUAUUCAAAUUGCUGCACUGUUGGCUAAGGAACAGACUUCAGGUUCAUCAUUGCUUGGUCGAAUAAACCCCAUGUUUUUGGUUGGUGAAGGAGCACGAACAUGGGCAAAGUCAAAGGGUAUUGUCUUGCCAACAGUAACAGAGGCUGAAGAGUGGCUGAUAACAGAAAGAGCAAAAUUGCAAUGGGAAGAGUUCAGAAGGAUGCUUGAUGAAGCCAACGCCACUGAAGAUGCUUCUAGAAAACUCACUGGUAUCUCCAAGGAGACUGCUGUCAUAUCAGAGCCUCAAUCCUGUGAUCAUUUGAACGGAGAGGAAGUUGAUGCUCAAUCUUCUAAACAUAAUGCACUAGAAGAGGGUAGUGUUAUGGAUACUGUUGGAGUUAUAUGUGUUGAUUCUGAAGGACACAUAGCAUCUGGAUCCUCAAGUGGUGGCAUUGCUCUGAAGGUUAGUGGACGGAUUGGAUUGGCAGCGAUGUAUGGUUCUGGUUGCUGGGCAUCCUCAAAAGGACCUUUUGGAGCACCUUUUAUAGUUGGUUGCUGUGUUAGUGGUGCUGGAGAGCAUCUAAUGAAAGGAUUUGCUGCCAGAGAAUGCUGCAUAUCUUCAUCUUUAUCUCGGGCUGGUCCAGCCUCGGCAUGCACAAAAGUAUUGCAUGGCAUAAUUCAAGAAAAAAGUCAAAGGAUGACUGAUAUAAGUGCUGGGAUCCUUCUAGUUGAAGCUGAUGCUCCUAAACUGGCUCCUGGGGGUUCACCACAACUGAAGGCUGUUGAGAUGGUAGCUGCAUAUACUUCCUUGUCAUUUGGUAUAGGUUAUUUUGGAAACAAUCUGCAACGCCCCAAGGUAUCAAUACUUCGAAAUAUGAGACAGAAGAAUGAAGCUAAUAUAGAUCAGUUCGCAGCACGGGUUGAUCUUGUGGGCGAGAAUCAGGCGACGUAGCUGUAAAGCAGAAGAAAAGAGUAAACUCAGGAAAAUGACUCUGCUUUUGGACCUGGUGAUGUUGUGCACUGCCGAAGACUUCUAUCUCUACGUAUCAGUAGAUUAUUUCCAAUCUCCGGAGGAGGCAUGCUUCUCUAGUAGUAGCAAUCCAAAAUUAAAGAGAGAGACUCAAUCCUCGCCGAGAGAGAUGUUUUAGGAAGUGAACCUGUAAUAGUGAAUCCAGGUGACGUGAGUGUAUUUGGAUAGGAGAUUAUUUGAAAUAAUUAUUAGAGCACUUAUUAUAAUAGUAAUGUAUGUUAGAUAAAAAUGUUAUUGAAAAGAUAAAAAGUUGAUUAGAAAUUA